GACCGUCUCUCGCACUCUCCAGUGUAAUUUCAUCAACGCGCGGGAUUUCUUUGCCCAUUUCUAUUUUUUCUGUGUUAUCUAUUGAAGAAAGAAGCAUUCUUAGAUUAUUAAUUCAACGAGAAGGUUAUGUUUACCAAAACAUUGAAAGCAGCAUACAAAAACUCCAAAAUAUUAGUGUACUUUAAAAAAUUGUGAAAUGGAGCCAUUAAGGAUUUUUGAAAAAUUUCAAUUAGACCAGCUAGAUAAAAGUUGGGUUAAAUCAAUGUGGGAUCAAGAAUUUUUAUUUUAUGAUGAAAAAAUUCCUGGUGACUUUCUUCUUUUUAUUAAAAGUGAGGAUAUGGAAGUUUUAUUAAAAGAAACAUGUACCACUGUUAAAAGUUGGAUAGAUUUAAAUAAAAAUAUUGAACCAAACGAAAGGUCAGAAGUUUCUUGGCAAACUUUAUGUGCUUUAAGUGUUGAUCAAAAGGCACUAUUAGCCUUAUUAGGCUUUAUAAUAAAAAGUGGACAAAGUCUCGAUGCUGAUGAAGAUUCACGACAAGCCUGUCUUCUUGCAACAAGUUUAUAUCUAACUCUGUUAGCUAUUCCCGGAAGUAGUGCUUAUCAGAUUUUUCAUGAAAAUUUGUACGAAACGGUUAUAAGAUCUUUAGAACUGUCAAAACAUUUAAUGCCUGUGACGAAAAAACCUGUAAAAAGUCAAGAUUAUGAAAGUUUAUAUCUAAGAGAAGAAGAAUCAAGUACUUUACUCCAAACUGAAAGGAUUACUUUAACACACGGCCUUAAUACUAUAAUCUAUAAUAUGAUUUUGAUGUUAGAUUCCUGGUCUAUGAGAGAUUAUGUUCGAUCUUUAGAAUUAACGGUUCAUCUUCUAAUUGAAGUAACAAAACUUGGAACCGAUAUUUUGGAUUUCAAAUCACAAAUGCAUCAUUCAGAAAGAUCUGUAAAUUCCUUAGUUUAUAAUUCAUACGUAGCACUUAGAAAGUUAUGCAAUCCUAGACACGGUCAUGUUGAUGUAACUAUAAAAUUAAUUGCAAGAUACAUCCUACCUCAUAUGCUUUAUAAUUAUGUGAGUAUUUCAUCAAAAUCAUUAAAUAUCCUCAGAGAUACAUCAAUAAAUUUUUUGAAAACUUUACUCACUACUCAUCAGAAAAAUGCUGAACAAGGAAUCAUAAUUUUAAUUCAACAUUUAAUGAUAAAUUGUCCUGAAAGACUGGAUGCAAGACAAAAGCAAGCUUCUGUCAUUGCAAAACUGAUAAAUAUUUGUCCAAGAUCACUUUAUAUUAAAACAAUUAAAAAUGUCGUACUAUAUUCUUACAAUAAUAAGAUCGUCUGCAGAGUAUUUUCUCAGGAAAUCAUUGCAAAAUUAUUAGAAUCUCCAAAUGAUUUUUUAGAGCAAAACCAAAUUUCUGAUGAUAUUUUAUCUGACAUGAAUAUUAAAAGGAUUCUUCUAGCAACGGUUCUAAGUCGAUGUACUGAUGUGUCACCUAUGGUACGAGGAAGAGCAAUGCAGACACUAGCAGACUACACUGAUGAUAGUCAGAAUGCUCUUGUUGUUGACUUAUUUAAAGAGUCUAACGAUAUCGAUAUAUUACCAUCGUUAGAAGAUAUUCAAAAUGCUUUUGACAAAGAUAUUAAUUUAUUUCCAAAUCGUGAUACUCUUAUUGGAAUGCUUAGAACUCGUGUAGAAGAUGAUCGUGCUGUUUUACGAACCAGAGCAAUUCACAUCUUACGAAAUGGAGUAUUAAUGGUUCCAGAUCUACUAGAAAGUGUAUCUGAAAUAAUCAGUAAUCAUUGUCGUGAUCCUGUAAUGAUAGUACGACGAUUUUCUAUUCAAGUAUUGACAAUGCUUUUAGGAGCAUUCUCUAACGAUUCUAAUCUAUACAAAACUUGGGUGAAAGCUGUAAUGCCUCAAAUUUUUGAUGUUGAAAACAGAGUGCAAGAAAAAGUGAUGGAAUCUAUGGAAAGUAUGAUAAUCGACAGAAUUUCAAAUUCUACAACAAAAGAUGAUGAUCUCCCUUGGAAAAUUUUAAAUGAAUUGACACAAAGGAAAAUGAGAAAACAUUUGACACGCGCCUGUGAUUCUUGGGUAAAAAACGAUAUUAUAACAGACUCAUUAAUAUUAAAAAUUCAAUCGCACAUUCAUUCUAAAAAUAACAUUCCUGCUUGGGUUCUCUUAUCAGCAAUUGUUGAGAAUAAAACAUUACCAAGCAUGAAAGAAUACUUUGAAGAUUAUGAAAGUCUCUUCAGAGGUAAGGGUUUUUUUGAAUAUCUUGCCUUAGAAGUCUUACGAUGUUGUUGGUCAACAUUUGACAACAAAUUUCUUCAGAAGCUUUCAGAGGAUUUAUUACAACUCUUUCAAAAAUCUUUAAUAAAUCCGGAGCUUAUUAGCAUUUCACUCGAUAUUCUUUAUGAUAUUUUAAAGAACUUAAACCCUUCAGAGCCCAAGAAAAUUGAAAAAAGUAUGCACGACCUAAUCAGACAAUCAGAGAAAGUGAUAGAACGAAUAAUUUUGGAUGUAGAGCAUACUCAAGAAGAUAUAACAAACUAUUUGAAAGCUAUUUGUACGUUAGGUCAUGCUUCAUUUUUAUGUACGAGUAAUAUCAAACUUCCUGUAUUAAGAAUACUUCAAGGAAUGUUGAUAGAUUGGGAAAUGAUGCCUUCAUCACUUAAAAAUGUUCGAGAACUCCAAGCAUUAACAGUUGUUGCUUUAGGUCAGCAAGCAAUGAGAGAGCAAACUAUCGCCUAUGAAAUGACUCCAAUUUUUGGGCAAUUGUUGAGUGCUGGAGUAGAUUCUUCGAAUGUUGAAGCUGAUGCGGCAGUAAGAGUUAAUGCUGCAAAAGCUCUUGCUGAUGUUUGUAUGAGAUUUACUGCUCUAGUUGAGCCUCAUUUACCUGACAUGUGUAUAUGUAUGAAAGGUGAGAAUACUGCUGUAAGAGAAGCGAUAGUUGUAAUAUUUAUUCAGUUGCUUGUCGAAGAUUUUAUCAAAGUUAAAGGUAUCUUUUUCUUUCACAUUCUAACCAUGCUUUCCGAUUCUGAUGAAACCAUCAGAGAAAUGACUGUUUUUCUCAUUAGAGAGAGGUUGUUAAUGAAAAAUAAAACUCUAAUUUCACAGCAGUUUUUAGAAAGCCUUUUUCAUUAUAACAAUUACGAAAUAGACAAAAAAUACUAUGAUAGAAAGAUGCGGAAAGAAGAAAUGGAAGCUUUAACCUUACCCGGUCAAAUCAAUCAAGCAAAACGAAGAAUGAUUUACGAUUUUAUGUUAGAACACUUAGAUCCUCCGGGGAAGCUGAAAAUUUUAGUAGGAUUAACGAAUCAGAUUUUAAACGGGAUUGCUGGGGGACGUAUAAAAGUUAAUGAAGAAAAGGGACAAUGUAUAUUGAGAGAUACUUUGUACAUUAUUGGUAGUGAUUAUCUUCAACCAUCUUCUUGUGGAAAUAAACACAAUGAUGAUGAUAUGGAAGAAUCUACGAAUAAUGUUACAGUAUCUCAUGCAGCUAAUGUAAUUGUUGAAGGAAUAAAAAAGCAUUAUUAUCAAGUCCUUUUACCAAAUUUAAUGAGAUUAAAGAAAACAUUAGCCGAACAAUCAAAUCUAGUUGAAGAAGUGAGAAAAUUAAUUAUAAAAGUAGGCUCUGAACUCAGUAAAGAUCAAUUGUCUUCUCUAUAUAAUGAACAUCCUGAAAUCGAAAAUGAAUUGGAAAAUGAUUUACGGAAGUUACAUAAGAAGAGCCAGCUUUAUACAAACGAAGAACAAGGAGGAGAAGAGGAAAACAGUGGUGGUAAUGAAGAUGAAAGUCAAAAAACAGAGGGAGAAAAAAAUACUUUAAUCUCUGAACCAUCAACACCUCAGGCGCAUCCUUUAUUGGAUAGUGAUCGAAUUCCUCGCAUUAUAUUACAUAAACUUCCACUUCAAUGGGAAAAUAUCAGCUCUCCUCUCAGUUCCAUUGAUAUACCAAUACAUUCAAAUCAAUCAAUUACCAGUAGUGGUAAUAAUUGUAAAAUUAGCAGUAAACAAACAAACGAAAAUUCAAGUUAAUUUACUACUAAUAAUUCUGAAGAACCGGGGUUAAGUAACACUCCAAAACCUUCAAGAAAACACUAAUAAUCGUCUUGAUUUUCUAAUCAAUUUAUUAGAAUGAAUUAAAUCCUUAUGAAAAUUCUAUCUUCUAAUUAAUUUCAUUACUGAUGUAAAUAGUUAUACUAACACAAUCCAAAAAUUUAACGAUCACUAACGUUUCGUGUGAUUCUAUUGUACAAUUUUGCGCUUACCUUUUAAACUCGUUCGAAUUUUGAAAGCAGUUUGUGAUAUUAUAAACGUUCGGGACUCCAACUCUAAUUGUAUACCUGAAAAUAAUGUAAAUAGGUAUUAAAAAAAUUAUCCACUAACAAA
This is a messenger RNA of Chelonus insularis, 4384 nucleotides long. RefSeq names its product condensin-2 complex subunit D3-like. The record is from RefSeq and is a predicted model, not a curated record. Lineage: Eukaryota; Metazoa; Arthropoda; Insecta; Hymenoptera; Braconidae. Bases 197 to 4030 code for a protein of 1277 amino acids. Gene Ontology annotation, molecular function: histone binding. Gene Ontology annotation, biological process: meiotic chromosome condensation; mitotic chromosome condensation. Gene Ontology annotation, cellular component: condensin complex; condensed chromosome, centromeric region. The transcript is spliced from 3 exons.